Molecule: messenger RNA, 1366 nt
Organism: Sceloporus undulatus (fence lizard)
Lineage: Eukaryota; Metazoa; Chordata; Lepidosauria; Squamata; Phrynosomatidae
Gene: STPG1
Product: sperm tail PG-rich repeat containing 1
Exons: 8
Coding region: 56-1057 (333 amino acids)
Biological process (GO): epigenetic programing of male pronucleus
Cellular component (GO): germinal vesicle; female pronucleus; male pronucleus
Molecular function (GO): chromatin binding; histone binding
Source: RefSeq, a predicted model, not a curated record
GGAAACAAGAUGGUCCAGUUGAGAAGGGAUUCAGCAUCUGCACUAACAGUGUGACAUGGGGAACUUGUCUCGAUCGGGUAGCAAAGUCAGAAAGAAAGGUGCUCCUGAUCCAAGCCCUGAAGGACCGAACUAUUCUACCAUCCCUUUCAAAUUCCAGACCAAAGUGAUCUCCAACACUGAAAGAAUAGGUUUUAAUUCGCAGACAAAAAGGUUUCAGGAGAUAGAGAAUGAAAAUCCUGGCCCAGGAUGCUAUAACAUUACCCAUCCAUCGGCAGUUCAGAACACUGUCUCCCAGUCCCGAAAGGGAACUUGUUUUUUUCCUUCGUUGGAUGUGCGGAUCGCCCGCCAGAGGAUCCCCAGCUACCCUGCUGCCAAUGCCUAUGACCUCCCGCCUACUUUCCAGUCCAAGCGAGACUUUAGCCUGGGAUAUUCCAGUAUGUUCCAGCAACCGAUCGCUAGGAAGAUUUCCAAAAGAUCCACCCCAGCGCCCAACCAAUAUAAUGUCUCAAGGGACCUGAGCAAGCAGAACGGCUACAGGGGUGUCAAGUCGGUGUUCACAUCGAAAACGAAACGAUCGCUGACGCUCUACGGAAAGGACCGAGUACCUUCUCCAUGUCAUUACGAAAUCAAUGAUUCCUUUGUUCGGCAGGCGCCAACCGCGUUGGUGUCCUGCUUCAGGUCGAGAACAAAGCGCGAAACCAAACCAGAGACGCUGAGCCCAGGACCUGCAGCGUAUCAACAGCCGGACAAAAUCCCAGCAGCGACACCCAGAAUUAAGUUUCCUGGCCUGCGGAAAUAUGGCUUGAAUUUCUCAGCCCCACCUCUCCCUCGUCCCAAAAGUCCCCCUUCACCAGGACCAGGCCAGUACGAAAUAGCCAACUUCAGUGGAGCACCGAAGCAUUACAUCUCCAGCGCCGUAUUUGUCUCUAACACAGGCCGCUGGUCAGGCGAUACAUUCAACGAAGAAGUGCCAGGCCCAGGGGCAUACAACCUUCCCAUCCCACGGAAGCAGUCCUUCAUUUACAAUGCGGAAAAUAAAUGGCUGCCAGCCUUAUAAAGCACUGGAGCCAGCAAUGAAGAUUUGGCUGGACCUUUUCUUCUUGUUGCAAGCGCUGCAUUGGGCUGUUAAAAAUUAACACUGCAUGCACUAAUCUGGGAAGAAGAAAAUAAUACCCAACAGCUGGAAUCCUGUACAGUAUUUCCGUCAAGCUGGUCACUGAAUCAUUCACAUUUUUUUUUUCCAAUUGGCAUCACUCAGGCCAGAAGAAAAAAAGGUUUGUUUUGUUUUUUCAACAGAACACAGAUGAUCAUUUCAAUGUCAGCUUCAGGCUGGCGUUCAUACCAAUAUUGAUUUAUAAAAGAUGAA